AUGAGGAGCCUCCUGCUUGCCCUGGCCCUCGUGUGUGGCAUCCAGGCCAUCGUCGUCCCCCGGACCAUGGAGGACCUGGACCUCCAGAAGGUGGCUGGGACGUGGCACUCCAUGGCCAUGGCGGCCAGUGACAUCUCCCUGCUGGAUGCUGAGACCGCCCCUCUGAGAGUGUACAUCCAGGAGCUGAGGCCCACCCCCCAGGACAACCUGGAGAUUGUUCUGCGCAAAUGGGAGGACAACAGAUGUGUUGAGAAGAAGGUCUUUGCAGAGAAAACCGAACUUGCAACCAGGUUCAGCAUCGACUAUGUGGAGGAGAACCAGAUCUUCCUGCUGGACACGGACUAUGACAACUACCUGUUCUUCUGCAUGGAGAACACGAACGCCCCCCAGCAGAGCCUCAUGUGCCAGUGCCUGGCCAGGACCCUGGAGGUUAACAACGAGGUCAUAGGGAAAUUCAACAGAGCCCUCAAGACUCUGCCCGUGCACAUGCAGCUCUUGAACCCCACCCAGGUGGAAGAGCAGUGCCUCGUCUAGUCUAGUGAGCUCCACCUGACCCAUCUCCUGGGGCAGAAAGUUCCUUGUCCUUUCGAAGAGGAAGCCAACCACCUGCUAGAUGGUCCCCCUCCAAUUUCCUGGGUCUGUGUGCUCAGGCUGGGACCCUGCUCUCUGACGACUCUAAAUAAAGACACAUG
This is a messenger RNA of Canis lupus familiaris (dog), 692 nucleotides long. RefSeq names its product beta-lactoglobulin-2. NCBI's taxonomy places the organism in Eukaryota, Metazoa, Chordata, Mammalia, Carnivora, Canidae. Bases 1 to 534 code for a protein of 177 amino acids. Gene Ontology annotation, molecular function: small molecule binding. The transcript has 6 exons. The record is from RefSeq and is a predicted model, not a curated record.